GCACAGGGUGGGUCGGUCGAGCAGAGACGUUUGAUUAAGCGCUAACGACUGACUUAAGGGAGUUUAACACACCGGCGAGACCAACAGACUACAAUGGCGACCGCAGCGUAUCACCUAAAGCAGGCUCUGAUCUGGGCAGUGAUCUGUCUGAUGGCAGGAGAGGUUAUGGGCAAUAAGGACUACUUCCCCAAAGAGAUGGCAACAAGACAGAGCAACCUGGACAAAAUCCUUGCCAAAGGCAAAGGUCACCGCCCUGUUGGUGCUCUAUUCAAACCGCAGGAGCUCUCAAAUCUUCAGGAACAAGUGCGGAUGUUUCUGGCAGAUGAAACACUGAAAGUUUACAUCAACAUUCUCACCAAAAUACACGACAACAUGCAGACCAAGGGGGAAAGGGAUGACGUGGACUACCUGAAAAGCAAAAUGGAGGAACUGAGGACAAAUUACUUUAAUGAAACACAGAAACAGUUUGAAGUCUUCAGCCGUAACCUCAAGGAGCUGCAAGCCAUCGAUGUAACUAAAGAGGAAGUCCAACGCAAAGCCAUUUACGAGAUGAAGAGGGUCUACAACCAGGUGUCUGCUGUUGGGUGGGCCUCCAAAAACCAGUCCAAAAACCCAAUCAGCUCCCGUCGUAGACGGCAGCUCAGACGUCGAUCAACCAAACCUAGGGCAUAGAGCCCAUCUAGAGAUACUGCUCAUUUACUACUCAAAAUCAGUAUACGUCAAAAAAUACUGUAUACAUGGUGCCUCUAUUUAUAUUUAUUUAUACUAUUUCAAAUAUGCACAAUACAAUGUAUUUUAUGUGAGAAAGUAUUUAUUUUUCUAUUUAUAUUAUUUUUUGAUAAUGUUUUCAACUG
Molecule: messenger RNA, 854 nt
Organism: Sardina pilchardus (European sardine)
Lineage: Eukaryota; Metazoa; Chordata; Actinopteri; Clupeiformes; Clupeidae
Gene: ifng1
Product: interferon gamma 1
Exons: 4
Coding region: 94-672 (192 amino acids)
Biological process (GO): immune response
Cellular component (GO): extracellular region
Molecular function (GO): type II interferon receptor binding
Source: RefSeq, a predicted model, not a curated record